This is a messenger RNA of Amoebophrya sp. A120, 10791 nucleotides long. The record is from the annotation of a GenBank genome assembly. Lineage: Eukaryota; Dinophyceae; Syndiniales; Amoebophryaceae.
GAUCUGUAGUUUUUAUUUUCGACGUUCGGUGUCAUGGUCUUGCACAUGCUCUUGGUCACGUCUCAAAAAGAGAAGGACUACUACAAAUUCAGCCCGCGUUCUACGGAUUCCAAUUCUUUGCCAUGAGCUGUUAUUAAACUUAAAGCACGACUCUGCCUUUCCUCGCCACCGAUCACUUGAAGCAUCUCUGACCACAGGAGCACCUCAUUGUUGUUUCUGUGUCGACCACGUUGUGCAGCUCAAUGCUGAUGUUGGUCCCUUCACUUGAUACAACUACGUGAUAAAUACCGCUAGUUGCAAUACUCCUGCCUCUUCUAAGUUGUGCCUUCUUGUUUUCGCGGCCUACUACAUCACAACUACAUAAUUGACUGCAAGCAACAAGUUGUCAACUAAUAGACGAGGAGUUCUUGUUGCGCGCUCACCAUUUCUACAGCGAGAAAUCGAGUUUCGUUAUCAAUGAAUGCAGUUCUUCGCUCGUGGUCCUAAUGCGCCAUCGUGGCCGUCCCACAGAAGAGGGCUAUGCAUUGCAAAAGUAUCGUACUCGUAUAAAUGCAUUACAAAUUAUUUCCUCAGCAUGAGAAAGAAAAAUUGGUAAUGCAGAUUCGCCUUGGAAACAAGAUUUGUAAUGCAAGGCCCGCAUUUCUUGUACGAGUUGUACGAUACUUUUGCACAGGAUAAGGGCUCGUCCUCGUGAGCAACCUCUUGUUUUGCCCGCCUCUACUGCGGAAAUGGUUCUUUUUGCUUGGUUCCGUCAGCACCGCCUCCAACGAUGGCAGCUCUACUACGCCUUUUCGGGCGUCCGCAACGAUCCCGGCGGCGACCGCGCUCUUCACCUGGUCGGGAGACGAGGAUGAGGAUAACAGCGCAAUUAUCCUGAGUAAAAACGUCCCCACCCCAUAGUUGUCAUGCAGAUUUGCGAUUACAGGAAGAUUUGUAAUGCGCAUCUCCGUGGGAGGCAUUUCCAGUUGCGUUUUGGAAUUUGUAAUGCUGUAAACGGGAUGAGCAGAUGGCUUUGUGAUGCGGCUGCACUUGCUAAACUGCACUACACUACGGACUGGAAUUUGUCAUGCGUUGCUCCCAAAGCCUCUGGGUUUGUGUUGCUAAGUUCCCAACUUGACUAUGGGGUGGGGACGUUUUUACAUAUGAUAGCAAUCUGGGAAGAUGUGGAGCGAGAAAGUUUCUUGCAAGAUGAGGAAGAGUAUGACUUGCAAAAGUUGUACUAGCAUAAAGUGCAAUACAAAUUGGCUCAGCAUUGCGGAUUUACAUAUAGCGCCUAGAUUUGUAAUGCAUAAUUAACAGCAAUGAGUACUAGCACGCUACUUUUGCAACGCAUAAAGAGGAUUGGUCCACCGCCGGGACGGAGGUUGGAACCGGAGCGGGGACGACAACAAGAACGGCGAGGAAGAGAGCCACGAAAACUGCAAGUAAAAAAACCGCUGGUGUGGUAAUAGACGAUGGCGAAGAAGCAACAGCUCCUGAGAAGGAGGAAGAACUACCGGAAGCAGCAGGAGAUGACGUAGUAGGUGACGCAGCAAAAGCAAUACGACCAGAUGAAGACAAAGAGGAAGGUCUACUUCCAGAAGUAGAACCUCCAGAUAAACAAGAGGACCAAGACCGUGAAGUAGAUGAACCCAGCAAAACUGCAUCCUCGUCCUCCCCCCGAGAUGCCGCUGCUGCAGCAACCUCAACAUCUUCAGACUCCGACGACCCCGAAAUAUGCAUUGCAAAAGAAUCGUACUAGGAGAGAUAGCAUUUAACAAAUUUUUUUAAGAAUAAAAACGCAACCUGUGAUGCUAAAUCAGGUGGAAUAUUAGAUUUGUCUUGCACGGUUGCUGCAAUUAUACUACGAGUGCGAUAGUACUUUUACAAUGCAUACGAAAAGUCCGUCUACGAAAGGGGGUUGUAUCCGAAAGACCCGGAUUUCACACGACAAGUGAACUGCGACUUUUCAUAUGCAAUACAAAUUUCCCGUACAUCAUGUACAAGAUGCAUCACAAAAAAAAAAGAUGCAUCACAAUUUUCACCAAUUUAGGGCGUAACACUUCAUCAUGCUAAACCAGGAUCGGAGCCAAGUUUUGUGAUGCAGAGACCGCAUGUGUACGUGUACGGGAAAUUUAUUGUGGAUAUUUCAAGGCCAGAAUGGCAGCAGUACCGGCACGUUUACGAAGUAGCGCUGAACCGGGAGGACCAACAUGACGACGACACGAGAAGCAACCAAGAAAAGAUCAACGAGCUAAUCCAGUCCACGAGGAUACUGUCGUCUGUCUUAUGGGCACGCGCGAGAAACGUGACCGAUAUUUUGACCUGCAACGUCGGGAUUAUCGCGGGUUAUCAGCGCCUCUCGCACGCGCUGCUGAUCGCGGGUCUCGGUCCCAAAACCGCACUGUACCGCUACCGGUUGUUGCAGUUAGCUCUGAUCUAUGAACUGCAAAAGUAUCGUAAUCGUAUAAAUGCAUUACAAAUCUUCUCAGCAUGAGAUUGAGAAAUAAAAUCUGUGAUGCUGAUUUGCCUUGACAAAGAAAUUUGUAAUGCAAGACCUGCAUUUAUACGAGUCCGACACUUGUUUUGCACAGCAUAUGAUCUUCAUUUUCACACUGAGAAACGCGAACAAGAUACCGAAAGUCGCAGGGGAGUAUUGGGCAGCGUCGGAGCAUAUGCAUUGCAAAUAUGUCUGGGUCUGGAAUAAACUUGUGAUGCGGGUUAGCGAAUCUUAACGACGCCGCAAUUGACGGCCCAGCAUGACAGGUUUCAUCAGGGGUGCUAGGUGUUGUCUAUUCUGCAUGACAAACUGCGUUUCUGCAUGAUAGAAAAGUUGUGAGGCUUUUGGGUGAGUUGCAUCACAGGCUUGAGAUUCAUGCCAGGCUAGCAUGACAAAUCUCGCAAUCUUCCAGACGCAGAUGACAUGAUUGCAUUUGAUAGAGCAGUACAUUAUUCCGAAUAUCAUGGCGAUAAGAAGACACGUGGAGCAGGUGGAAUUGCAGCAACGGAAGGAAAGAGAGUGGUUCACCGGCAGAACCGUCGCGAACACCUUUAGAGACCCGAACAUGCGAAUAGCGAUCGUCAGUAUCUGCGCCUACCCGCCGACAAGUACUUAUGAUAUAAAUACUGAUGCAUUUUUGUGGUCAUGCGAAUGGUUUGUGAGAAUUUUGUAGCUGGUUGUAGUUCGACUUCAUCAGCGAGAGAAGAAUCUUGUGCCAUCCCACAAUUUGAAUCCCGUGCAAUUGCAAACUAAAUGCGAAUGCUUCUCUUUCAACUACUACAAAUCAGGUGACAUUGCUUUGAAGGACGUCACACCCGUUAACCGCGAGGUCUACGCUAUCAUUUGUCAAAACGUCCCCGCCCCCGGGUUGUGAUGCAGAUUUGCAAUCACAGGAACAUUUGUAAUGCGCAUCUCCAUAAGAGGCGUUUGAACCGCCUCUCAUGGAGAUGCGCAUUACAAAUGAGAAACGCCGCGUUUCUAGUCGUGUUUUGGAAUUUGUAAUGCUGUAACCAGGAUAAGCAGACGGAUUUGUGAUUCACGUUUGUCCUUGCUAGCCCGCACUACGCUAGUACAGACUGCAACUUGUAAUGCGUGAGGCCCGAAAGCGAAGCUGCUAGGUUUGUGUUGCAAAAUCCCCACUCUGGGGUGGGGAUGUUUUUGCAGAGGAUAUACGCAAGGAAACACGGCUACGCGUUGCGGCUACACACCGAGCCGCCCUUAUCGCACGAAAAAACUGUUUCACUGUGAACUUGUAAUGCAGAAACUGCAUCUCAGAAGUGUUUGUGUUUGUCUUGCUACACAUGCAAGACUGGGAGUUUUUAGCUGCGUUUUCCCUUAGGAACCUCGCAUGGCAAGUUUUGUGUGUCAUGUGUAACAAACUUGUGAUGCAGAUCUUGCAAAAUCAUCACAGUGAAACAGUUUUUUCAUACGAUAACCCCUGCUGGGCGGGAACGUGCAGAUUCAGCACGCGAAGCUAGCGACCGUGAACCACUACGUAUAGAAGCUUCUAGUUUGCCAUGCGUAUUAUAUCACCAAAAGAAAGUUUUUGUCAUGCGUACUUGACAUGACAAUCAUUUACAACCCAAAAAAUCAUUCCAGAUCCGCAGCGGUGAAUUUGAUUGGGUCGUGUGGCUCGAUUGCGACAGUUAUCAACUGCAAAAAUGUCUGGGUCUGGAAGAUCGUAACUUGUCGUGCUAGAUCUGAAUCCUGUAAAAGUCUGUGUUGCGUGAUUACCAAAAGCUGUCCAGUUUUGACCUAAUCGAGAGGCAGUUGCUCAUGCAGGAUAGGCAUGGCAAAGACCUCACAAAGUCUGUCAUGCUAGGUCCCGCAUUCAGGAACUCGUGGGUCAUGGAAGUCCUGCCAUUACAAGUUUGCACUGUUCCAGACCCAGACACUUUUGCAUUUGAUAACAGUUUAAUCAUGAACCUGGACCACACCAUUGAUUCCAUCAUUUACCGGGCCGCCGGAAAAUGGUCCUCGAACAACUUUUAUCACGUGCAAAUAAAGUAUCGUACUCGUAUAAAUGCAUUACAACUUUCCUUAGCAUGAGAAAAAAAGAUUUGUAAUGCUGAUUUACCUUGAGAAAAAGAUUUGUAAUGCAUGACUGCAUACGAGUACGAUACUUUUGCACAGGAUAACUUUGCGGGCGAGUGGAAGGACACCUGGGACCCGAACGUGAUCGAGAUCAAAGUGAACGAGAACGUAUGCAGUGCAAAAGCAUCGUGAUCGUAUAAAUGCAUUACAAGUUUCCAGGAAACUUCCUCAGCAUGAGAAAUAAAAUUUGUAAUGCUGGUUGACCUCAAGGAAAAGACUUGUAAUGCAUGAUUGGAAUACGAGUACGAUACUUUUGCACAGGAUAAAACGAGGUGACCGCGAAAGCGAUCCAGUUUGGUACCGCGACCGGCCACAUGGAGGGGAAAACGUUGGUGAUGGAGUUUGAAAACGCCAUGGAGCCGUUAGAAGGACAGCUGCAGCAGACGGAAGAAGGGGAUAUCAUUCAGUGGAGCAACGGAGCGGUUUGGCACAGAACCCGGAAUUAUCUACUGCAAAUAUGUCUGGGUCUGGAACAUGGCAACUUGUCAUGCCAAAUCUGAAUCAUGUAAAGAUCUGUGUUGCAGGAUUACCAAAAGCUGGCCACUUUUGACCAAGUUGGCCGGGGGUUUCUCAUGCAGAAUAGGCAUGAUAGAGGUGAGUAAGUCAUGUCUCUAGAGACUGGAGGUCUCACAGACGGCGCAGAAAUCCAUGCUAGAAGACAAGAUUGAGAUAGAGAAAAUGAGGUCUCACAGAAUCUGUCAUGCUAGGUCCUGCAUUUUUGCAGGCCUCAUGCGUCAUGUAACACCUGCAUGACAAGUUUGCAUCUUUCCAGACCCAGACAUAUUUGCAAUGCAUAGGAAAAUCGAGCCUUGCUUGAACCCAGCGGACUGUCCGGAAUUGAAAGGCUUGGACGAUAGCAUUGACUUGCUGAUAACAGAAGAAUAUCCAUUGCAAAAGUUUCACCAUCGGGCGCGUAGUACUCAUGGCGAUGUCGCAUGACAAAUAGAAGUUUCUUACCUGAAUCAGCAUUGCAAACGUCAUUUUUGCUUGCCGCGAAUGAAAAAUUGGUGAUGCAAGGUGCUUAUACUAGUACGACACGGAUGUACAACUUUUGCGUUCCAUAAAGAAGGCUGGGGACUCAGCAGCGCCAACUGGAUGGUAUCGAUACAUUAUAGCGAUUUGGUUAUUGGCACUUUCAUGCAAGAGCGAGCUGAUGCUAGAAAGCACUUACUCGUAGCUUGGGCUAGCUAGCCGUCCGUGGACUUGUCCUCACUGUUUCUUGGGUACGAUUACGUAUAGAUCGAUUCACUUCUACGCGAUAUUCAUCCUUGGAGAAAACAUGGGAGUUCUUCGCGAAUUUUGGGAACGAUAAAAACAAAAUUUUGGAAUUUCGCGGAUUUUUGAAAGUGGUAAAAAUAAAAUUUGAAAGUUUCGUGGGUUUCUAGUAGCUUUCAUUUCAGAUUGGGCGUGCACGAGCAUGGUUUUGUUAUGAAUGUGUCUACCCAAGAACUCCUUACGGCUCAGAUUCUUAUCCCUGAGCCCUCGCCUCGAACAUUGUCAUUUGUCAAGGUGGCAAUUAAAAUUAAAAUUUUGAAGUUUCGCGGAUUUGCCAGCUGGCCUCCAGCUUGGCCAGGCAAAAUCGCCUACUUUUUCGACAAGUGAAAUCGACCAUAGCGUGGAGGGAGCGAACGCGCGAAGGGUAUUUUGGUCCAGCCAUGCUAGUCCAGCUGGCCAGGCAAAAUCGUCUAUUUUUUCGACACGUCAAAUCGGCCAUAGCCUCGGGGGAACGAAAACGCGCGCGCUAUUUUGGCCCGGCCGAGCUGGCCCAGCUUGGCCAGGCAAAAUCGUCUCCUUUUUCGACACGCCAAAUCGACCAUAGCCUCGGGGGAACGAAAACGCGCGCGCUAUUUUGGCCCGGCCGACCUGGCCCAGCUUGGCCAGGCAAAAUCGUCUCCUUUUUCGACACGCCAAAUCGACCAUAGCCUCGGGGGAACGAAAACGCGCGCGCUAUUUUGGCCCGGCCGAGCUGGUCCAGCUUGGCCAGGCAAAGUCGUCUACUUUUUCGACACGCCAAAUCGACCAUAGCCUCGGGGGAACGAAAACGCGCGCGCUAUUUUGGCCCGGCCGACCUGGCCCAGCUUGGCCAGGCAAAAUCGUCUCCUUUUUCGACACGCCAAAUCGACCAUAGCCUCGGGGGAACGAAAACGCGCGCGCUAUUUUGGCCCGGCCGAGCUGGCCCAGCUUGGCCAGGCAAAGUCGUCUACUUUUUCGACACGUCAAAUCGACCAUAGCCUCGGGGGAACGAAAACGCGCGCGCUAUUUUGGCCCGGCCGAGCUGGCCCAGCUUGGCCAGGCAAAGUCGUCUACUUUUUCGACACGUCAAAUCGACCAUAGCCUCGGGGGAACGAAAACGCGCGCGCUAUUUUGGCCCGGCCGAGCUGGCCCAGCUUGGCCAGGCAAAAUCGUCUACUUUUUCGACACGUCAAAUCGACCAUAGCCUCGAGGGAACGAAAACGCGCGCACUAUUUUGGCCCGGCCGAGCUGGCCCAGCUUGGCCAGGCAAAAUCAGCUACUUUUUCGACACGUGAAAUCGAUCAUAGCCUCGGGGGAACGAAAACGCGCGCGCUAUUUUGGCCCGGCCGAGAUAGCCCAGCUUGGCCAGGCAAAAUCGUCUACUUUUUCGACACGUCAAAUCGACCAUAGCGCCGCGGGAGCGAACGCGCGGAGGACAUUUUGGCCCGGCCAAGCUGGCCUCCAGCUGGCGAGGCAAAGUCGGCUACUUUUUGGGCGGGCGAAAUCGACCAUAGCCUCGAGGGAAUGAAAACGCGGAGGACAUUUUGGCCCGGCCAAGUUGGACUCCAGCUGGCUAGGCAAAGUCGGCUACUUUUUGGGCGGGUGAAGUCGACCAUAGCGCCGCGGGAGCGAACGCGCGGGGGGCAUUUCGGCCCGGCCAAGCUGGACUCCAGCUGGCGAGGCAAAGUCGGCUACUUUUUGGGUGGGCGAAAUCGACCAUAGCCUCGAGGGAACGAAAACGCGGAAGACAUUUUGGCCCGGCCAAAUUGGACUCCAGCGAGCUGGCUAGGCAAAGUGGGCUACUUUUUGGGCGGGUGAAGUCGACCAUAGCGCCGCGGGAGCGAACGCGCGGAGGACAUUUUGGCCCGGCUCAGCUGGCCAGCAAGAGUCGGCUCGGCCCAGCUGGGCCAGGUAAAGUCGCCAACUUUUUCUUGGGCGGUGGCGAAAUGGGCCAUAGCGGCGAGUUCGACGACAACAAAACAUAACGAAACUGACAGGUUCGUCGUUCUCAUUGGACCAUCAAUUUCCUGGAUCAAGCGCUCGACGUUGCCCAUGUCCAGAUCCUAUGUAUUGCAAAAGUACCGUACUACCGUACUAGCAUAUAGUGAUCAAUUCGGUCAGCAUCAGGAAUGGAAUUUGUAAUGCGGACGCAGCUUAGGAAAGGGAUUUGUAAUGCAUAAAUACAAUUGCUACGAGUGCGACACUUUUGCACACCAUAGAUCCCGCUUUUUGGUGACCAAGAUGCGAUCAUUUACCUGGUCAUGAACGACCAAACUAUGAGAGUGCACAACCCCCCCUCCCGGUCCCGCUCAUUUCCAUUUGCCAUGCAAAAUCCCAAAUCUACCUCUUGUAUGUUAGCACUUUUUGCAUGACAGAUUCCGACAGCCAAAACAGCACUACAAUCCUCCAGGAAUUUGUCAUGCAAAAGCUGCAGCUUUGCCAGCGCUUGCGUUGCUGUUCAUGCAACACAACUGAGGGGGACGAGGGGGAUUUGUGCACUCUCAUACAAACCCUGCGAGGUUUAACCGACGUAUUGGCCGACGAUGCGGAGCAGAUCACUUCCUUAAAGGAAAGCGAGCAACUCCCGGACCCUUUGGACAGUCACGUGCGCGUGAUCCCGCAACGGGAACUGAAUGCGUAUGAUCUAUGGCGUUCUCAUCAAAUGUUAAACUCUCAGCUAAUACAUGGCUUGUCAUGCAAAAACACUAUCACCCUUCACACGAUCAAGCCUUCUUCGAAUGACAACUUCUCGACGCGCUACAUAGAACUACAAUACGCCGCCCCAAAUCUGUAAUGCAAAAGUCGCAAUCUUCCUCCACUCCUUUGCCUUUCACUUUUGCCAUUGUUGCAUUACAAAUUUAUGUAGCAGCUGAGAAUCAAUGUAACGUUUGAGAACUCGAUAUGAUCAUCUAAACGCGUACACCAUGGACGUGGAUUAUGAAAGUGCACAACUCCCCCUCCCCCUCGUUUGUCAUGCAAAAUCCCAAAUCCACUUGCUGCCCUGUAGCACUGGUGAUUACGUGUAUGGGAGUCAGCAUGGUGAUUACGUGUAUGGGAGUCAGCAUACACGUAGAGUUGUGAUCUCCUUCGGGUCGGUUUUCUUCUUGUGUCGCUUUCUUUUGUGCCACCGGCGUUCUUCAACAAGAAGACUUUCUCGCGCCUGAUUGUCUGGUAUGCAUGUGAGAAUUUGUAUGUCGAUUUGGUUGCACGGGACUGAGACUGAACAGACGGCGAGCGUUUUCAGUUUUGACGUGUAUCGGAACUGACACUACAGUGGCCAGCUCGAAUAGAGCUUGUUCGUUCCUUGUGGCUUUCGUGUUCCCCUGUCUGUGCCAUGGGUCUAUGAGAGACUUCGACGUAGAAGUAGUAACGGUAGUUUUGUAAUCCACGUAUUUUUCGCGUGGUUGUCCUAGGUGAGCUAGCACCCGUGUCCGUGGACAACCAUCUAAGACGCGGAAAAUAGCGAGCACUUUAGUUUUUGGCUUUCUCUGGUUUGGUCAUGAUUUUUGGACCGCUUCUUAGGGUGGUCGAGAAAGCCAGACUAAAGACGGCACGGGCAGAAGUGGAUCGGUUUAGAAGCGCGCUAGUAUGUAGUGUUAGUUAAGGUAGAUUAUAGUUAUUUUAGCUUGGAUUAAAUAGUUUAUUUCCCGUCUUGGGGUUUGUAAUGUAGUUGCUCCGCCCUUGUUGUUUCGGGCUUGUUCCGACCUUUUGCAUGAUCUGAUGCUGUCUCGGUCGGUGGUGUGUGUGGUUUCAUCUCUGCUCCCUCGGUUGCGGACGUUUUUGCAUUUGUCCGCUGCGACAGUUCGCCUUGUUUGCAGCUGCUCGCCAUGAAAGCAACUACAUUACAUCUUGCCUCACUUUUUUGAGAUGGGUUCUUUCGUAUCUAGGACUGUGCCAUAGUAGAUGACUUUACCGCUUUUUUACUUUUCUUUUAUCCCUCAGCGCUGGUGGGUCUGCCGGCAAAAUUAUCCCUACUCAGAUAGCUACAAAGCUCAUUCCGCAGCCGUCCCAGGAGCUCUUGUGGCUGUCUCUCGGUAGUGAUCGCUUUGCCCGUGCUUAUUCCGCUCAGAGUUUGCUGGGUAGGUGGUUACCGUUUGUAGCUUUUAUAAAGAAAUGGGACGCCCUGCCCUUAGCCUUCCAACAUGACAAAUUCCGGAAGCCCAAAGAGUAAUACACAAGGCGCAUAAAUUUGCCAUGCAUAGGCUCCAUGUGUGCUGGUGUCUGUAUUGCUGCUCAUGCCAUACAAAUGAGGGGAAGGGGGAGUUGUGCACUGUCAUAUGGAUGGGUACCAGUUCGGCGAUCUGCUCGUUACCUUCCCACAGUGCAAGGACGCGAGCUGCAACGCGUUGUUCCACCUCGCCGCGGAGUACGCGCACGAACGGGACGAGUUCGCGUUCAAUCCCCACGACUGGACGCACGUCCGGCUGUUUGGACCGAGGGACUUGGUCGCCAUGUGGUGGCGGAGACAUAUGGAGGAGGAGAGGAGGCGGGAAAACGAAAAUGAGGAUGAGGACGACAACGACGAUGAAAAUGCUAGCGGUAAUAAAGCGGAACAGGAUGAUGUUGAGGAAGACGAUAACGAUGCAGCGAGUACAACAAGUUCUAACCCGGCGAAAAUCUCUGUUCGGGGGGAGGAGCAGCAACAGGAGGAGUCGUUACUUUCCUCCGUCGAGGGACUGGAAGAUGACGUGUACGAGGAAGGGAACAACCCUGCUGACGAGGCAGAGGCUGGCGUGGACGCGGAGACAGGAGAGGACGUCCUAGAUGCAGGGCAACAAGAUCUUCAUGACGACCAGUACGAUGAUGAACCAGGAGUAGAACCAGGAGUAGAACAACCCGAGGAUCCGGAACUAGAAGGGGGAGUAGAUGAAAACGAGCACCUUGCUGAGCCUGAAAUCAUGGAAGAGGAAGAGCAUUUCACUGGGGACGGGGAAGGCUUUGAAGAGACCUACGAUGCUGGGGGCGGGACUGUGGAGGAUGAGUAA